Pyrus x bretschneideri (Chinese white pear) is the source of this 2874-nucleotide messenger RNA. RefSeq lists its product as uncharacterized. Bases 1222 to 2655 code for a protein of 477 amino acids. NCBI's taxonomy places the organism in Eukaryota, Viridiplantae, Streptophyta, Magnoliopsida, Rosales, Rosaceae. Gene Ontology annotation, molecular function: acetylglucosaminyltransferase activity. The record is from RefSeq and is a predicted model, not a curated record. The transcript has 4 exons.
GUUAAACUCUCCAGUGGCUUAUUAUUUGAAAAUAUGAUGAACAGACAAAAAGGGAGGACAACACCAUUCACACGUCCGCUAGUGGAGAUGACCCGAGUAAAUUGGAUAUCCGGAGGAAUGAACGGUAACUAGUGAUCUGAUAGAUCCAGCACCGAUGGUGUCAUGCAUCUGAUUUUCAGGAUCUGGACAUGAUAGAACAACUCAGAUUAUCAAAUCAAACUGGUACAACGCGCUAUUUAGUUGCUUACUUUGUCGUACUUUUCGUAAUUAAAUUAGCUCAAUGUAUCGGGUUUAUACAUUUCGGUUAGCUGUAUCUUAAUCUCAAAAUAAGUAAUUAUUCAGGAGAUUUUUCUUAAAGGAUUGUAACUCAAGUGAUUAAGAGCAGAUACCAUGCACAUGAAGUCCUUUUGAGUCGUUUUUACGCCCUCAAUAUUGUUUGUUUAAAGACAUUUACCUAGUCCUUUUUUCACGAGCAAAUGGAUUUUAACGCAAGUGAUUUAAGAUCAAAUCCGAUGCACCGGAACAUAAGUUACAUAGAUGCCUCAAGAAACCUCAAAUUGUAAGUAAUCGUUUCCUUGGAUUUUCCAAUCAAAUGCAUACAACGUUGUUGGUUUAUUCAUCCAAGAAAAAACAAAAACAUAAAUAGGAACCUCGAACUUUGCUUUACGUAACAGUUCCACACUUUUAUUUUUGCUAGGCCCGUUAAAGUAUUUUUUUUGAAUCUUUUUUUUAACUUGCAGCUGAAGUUUGCUUGCUCUUUCACGUUCUGCAUUUUCCUUUAACAAAACCACGCAUAAUUAAUAUUAAUUAAUUAAUCUCUUAUAAUCUCCAAAGGCCACGUCCUAAUACAUUUCCAACACCAUUUUUAACGCCUAACCUCUCUUCCUAAUCUCUCACACUUUCAGUCAAUGCCAUUGCUAUCAAGUACCUGACCUUUGACUCUAACCUAACGUACGCACCCGAGCUGCUUGGUUGGCUGCCCGAUUUACAAUAGGUUGGCAAGAAAAUGGAGGACUUUCUGUGUGAACCAUGACUUCUUUUGGAAUUUUAACCAACUAAAUACACUUUUGUGCAGAAUUGCAGGUCAAAGUUUACAUCUUUCUCUUCCCGCAGAUUGCGCUUCUUAAUCAACAUCUUGGUUUUAUGUCCCACACUUGAAUUUUCUAGAUAUAUUUUCUGCAUUUCUGUUUUCAUUGCUUGUUCUUCUUCCUUCCACUUAAAAUGCUGCCGUUUCCUCAGUCGCCUUCGAAACCCCAAAGUCCAUCUCGGUUGAUAAACCUCUUCAUAGUCUCAUCUUCUGUAUGCACGCUCUUCCUUCUUGGGUCGCUCUUCCUUGUGUUUACGAGCUCAAAGCUUGGACGUAUAAGUUCUCUGUCUCAAGAUGCGUAUUCCCCGCCCUCGACCUCCCUCGAGCACAUUGUGUUCGGGAUUGCUUCGAAUCAGAAAGCGUGGUCUGCUAAGAGGAAGGAGUAUGUACGGCUCUGGUGGAGGAACCAGUCUAUGAGGGGGUGUGUCUUUCUCGAUAGCCUUCCGCCUGACCAUCAGCGUCACGUCAAUGAUACUUCUCUUCCUCCUGUGUGCAUCUCGGGUGACACUGCAAGAUUUCGUUACACUUACAGAGGCGGUCUCAAGUCUGCUAUUCGUGUUGCACGCGUUGUUUCUGAGACCGUGGCGCUCAACCAUACGAAUGUGAGGUGGUAUGUUUUCGGAGAUGAUGACACAGUUUUUUUCCCAGAGAAUUUGGUGAAGACACUUUCUAAGUAUGAUCAUGGACUGUGGUACUACAUUGGGACAAACUCCGAAGUUUAUGAGCAAAAUAGGGUGUUCGGAUUUGGAAUGGCUUAUGGUGGUGCAGGUUUCGCUAUAAGUGCCCCAUUGGCGAAAGUACUGGCGAAGGUGUUUGAUUCGUGUAUAGAACGAUAUCCACAUCUCUAUGGAAGCGACUCUAGGAUUUCCUCUUGCUUGGCAGAACUCGGCGUUGGAUUAACAAGCGAAGCCGGUUUCCAUCAGAAUGACAUUCACGGCGAUAUGUUUGGCUUACUGGCUUCGCAUCCGGUGACGCCUUUGGUAUCCCUGCAUCACUUCGAUCAUGCAAACCCUGUCUUCCCCAACAUGACAACUAUCAAUGCUCUAAAACAUUUGUUUAAAGCUGCGAAUGUUGAUUCUCAAAGAAUGUUACAGAAAACAGUCUGCUACGACAGAUGGUUUUCGUGGACUAUCACGGUGUCAUGGGGUUACGCUGUUCAAGUAUACGGAAAUCAUAUUCUUCUGCCGGACGUCCUCCCCGUGCAACAGACAUUCAGCCAGUGGAAAAAGGGAAGUGUUUUGUCAGGAGUUUAUACUUUUAACACAAGAGAACAUCACAAGGAUCCGUGUCGAAGGCCGGUUGUUUUCUUUCUGGAUAAUGUAUCUUCUGGUGCGGAUGGAAUCAAGAGCAUAUACAAAAAGUCUUACGAAAAUUGCUCCUACGACAUGGCUUCGCCGAGGAAGCUGGAGGAGGUCAGAGUGUACUCACAUAAGCUAGACCUUGAUAUGAAACAGUUGCUGGCGCCACGAAGGCAAUGUUGCGAUGUAUUACCUUCUAAGGGCAGCAAACUGAUGGAAAUCGAAAUCAGAGAAUGCAAAGAAGAAGAACUAAUACGAAUGCAUCCGUAGCAGUGUUUCAUAUUGCAUAUAGCCGGAUUAUACAACAUUAUAUCAUACAUGUAAUUGGUAUAUCAUGCUAUCUAGCUAGCUAGAAAGUAUUCCACAGAAUUAUUAGUUUACUGUUACUCAUUUUUUGUUAUACAAAAAUGUAGAUCCUAGAAGAAACUUUGGGAAAUUAUGUAUACGUACUUUGAUUUGAAUUUUAUUGAUCAAUAUAUGUUGUGAACU